UCAAUGGUAGAAAAUGGGAGAAAAAAUACAACACAAGUGGCACUGAUAAGAUUACUAUUAUAUGAUUACAAGGCUGUCGUGCAGUGAAAGGAGCAGAAAAUAAUACAUGUGUCUACGUGAUAAGUUCCUUACUGCAAUCGUGGAGGAUGGAACUCUAGAAAAUUCUUGGAAAGAAGUGUAUCAGAGUUAUACUUUGAACGUAUAAUACUGUUGAGGUGGGAGAAUAAGACCACUUUAGUGACACGAAUCAUUCGUAAGGAACCAGUGGACUGUAUCAGUAGCAUCGACUUAAUUCACAGAGAGGACCAUGCAUCUGUUCACGACUUUGGUGGUAGUAGUGACGUCAGCAGCAGCAGCGGCAAGCGAGCAUUACCGAGUGCUUAUCGCGAGUCCAGUGGCGAGCCGUAGCCAGUAUCACCUCUGCGCUGCCAUCGCCGAGGGUCUUGGGGAGGCCGGUCAUGAGGUUACUUUUGUUUCCUCCUUCAAAUUAAACCACACCUUCAAAUAUGGAGUGCGACACGUGUAUUCGGGAGGCGACAACAGUAUGAUGGAAGAAAUGGAUCUGUUUGAUGUACAUGAAAACCCAAACGCCAUGUUUUCUUUGUUUAUGGAAGUAUACAAAAAUAUAGGACAGAAAAUGUGGACCAAUGAUGAAAUUAAACAACUUUGGCACGAAAGGAACAAGUUUCACGUAAUCGUCACCAUUAGCUACGGUAACGAGAUGGUUUCGCCUUUCCUACUGGACUACCAAGGAGUCUUUAUAACCUUGUGCACGCCCGGUAUCGAACUUCGAACUAUUUCUUAUCAAGGCAACUGGCUUCCUUUUUCUUCAAUGCCAUCGUUUCUGACUGACUUCACCCAAGACAUGACAUUUAUUGAGAGAGUUAUUAAUCCUCUUAAUUUCAUAUUUUAUAGAAUAAUAUACAGAUUUACAAUGCUGCCGGUAGCUGAGAGCACUGUCCAAGAAUUUUUCCCCGGGAUGCCUCCCAUUGAAACGCUCUAUGAAAACUGUUCCCUUACUCUUAUCAACAGCCACUUCUCCAUAGAUGGACAGAUCCCUCUCCUGCCCACACAGGUGGAGAUCGGUACCAUCAACAUUAAAAAGCCAGAACCCCUACCACAGGACUUGGAGGAGUUCGUGGGUGGUGCUGGAGAGGCCGGGGUCAUUCUGUUCAGCCUCGGCAGCAUAGCAAGAAGCACACAUAUGCCUAGAAAAUACAAGGACGUGCUGCUAGAAGCUUUCAGGAGGCUACCUCAGCGAGUCGUAUGGAAGUAUGAGGGGAACGACCAGCAGCUCCCACCUAACGUAAUGACUAAGUCAUGGGUCCCUCAGCAGGAUAUCCUCAGACACAAUAAAACGAGGCUCUUCAUUUCCCACUGCGGCAACUUGGGGGUGCAGGAGGCCCAGUACUACGGCGUGCCGAUCCUGGGAAUGCCUCUUGCCUUCGAUCAGCCACGAAAUGCCCAACGAAUGGCCAAUAACGGUUAUGGUUUGGCUCUCGACUGGAAUAAACCUGACCGUCGAGGCCCUGCUGGAGGCCAUCCACACCCUACUCUAUACUCCACGGUAUCGAGAGAAACUGCAGGCGGUGCUCCCGAGCGCUGCAUGACCAGAAGGAGAGCCCCAAGGAGCGAGCCACCUGGUGGGUGGAGUACGCCAUCAGAAAACAAGGGCGCCCCACAUAUGACUUACAGUGGAAAGCGUCUUCACUUCCUGCAGUACGUCAUGGUCGAUGUUAUGCUCUUCUUGGUGGCAGUGCUGGCGGCGUCGGCUGCUGCUCUCACUUCUUUGCCUCAGAAGAGUGAUCCGCUACUGCAGGAGGCCGCAGAAGCACAUCUUGCAGGAGACCAAGAAACAAAAAUAGUUACACACGUGUAUCUGCUUCACUUGUUGUUAUAUUUUCAUGAUUCACACAGCAAGAGAGAGAGAGAGAGAGAGAGAGAGGGCAACAUGUAG
Messenger RNA from Scylla paramamosain (green mud crab), 1957 nucleotides. RefSeq names its product UDP-glucosyltransferase 2-like. Gene Ontology annotation, molecular function: UDP-glycosyltransferase activity. Lineage: Eukaryota; Metazoa; Arthropoda; Malacostraca; Decapoda; Portunidae. The record is from RefSeq and is a predicted model, not a curated record.